CGUUGUACUUCCGCUAGUUUGAAGCACCGCCGGAAUAAGUCAUUCCAAGUUUCUAUUUCUGUUUUUUCCAUUAUCUCGUUACAAUGGACAGCAUCGAACGAGGAGAAUCUUCACUUACUUAUGGGGGCACCGGAGAUCAACAGCCCCAAGGAGAAGACCAGAGAGCUGCUAUUAAUGCCCUGAUAGAACAGUGCAGAAAUACAUCAGGCCCUGAGCCAAAGCUGAUGAUUUCAAACAAACAUCCUGUCAUGCUGUUGAAUGAGAUGAGAAGAGAUGCUGUGUACCAACUGACAGCGGAAAAGGGAGACAAUCUUCUCAGGAUCUUCGAGAUGACACUGAGCGUUGCUGACAAGAAUUUCAUCGGAUCAGGACUGACCAAGAAGACGGCCAAGCAAGAUGCAGCUGAGAAGGCCCUGAAAGAGAUCUACAACAUUCUCUACGUUCCAGAUGAAGAUGCUGUAGUGAAGAAGGCCAAGAAGAGGACAGCUCAGGAGGUGGGUGGGCUAGAGGAAGAAGACGAGGAAGAGGGUGCAGCAACAGUACCAAAGGAAGAACAAGAAGCUGGGGAGGAGGCAGCUGAGACACAUACAGACGCGGACGGCGACGACGAGAUGCUGGGGAAGAAAAGGGCGUUCCCCACUCAUGGGGCAAAUGGACACAUGGUUAAGGCAAAGAAACGAAAAAUGCAUGGACCUCCCACACCUAAAAAUGCCUUGAUGCAGCUGAAUGAACUAAAACCAGGACUGACAUUCCAGUUUGUGUCUCAGACUGGUCCUGUGCAUGCCCCGGUGUUCACGAUGUCCGUCGAGGUGAACGGCCAGGUGUUUGAUGGAGCAGGGACCACAAAGAAAAAGGCCAAACUGUUGGCAGCCGAGAAAGCUUUGGGAUCAUUUGUGCAGUUUCCUAAUGCUUCUGAGGCACAUCAAGCUAUGGGGAGGCAGAUCACCAACGCAGACUUCACGUCAGACAGUGCGGACGUUGAUGUCAAUUUGUUUAACAACUUUGAAGGUGAGAAGGGCAAAGUGAUUGAGACCAUAGAGACAGCACCUGCUGCUGUCCAGAAUGGCUCCAGUCAUCCUCCUGGACGGAAGGCAGCUGUUCCUUCUCAACCUACUGGAAAGAAUCCUGUGAUGAUUCUGAAUGAACUCCGACCAGGCCUGAAGUAUGACUUUGUAUCCGAGACAGGCGAGAGUCACUCCAAGUGUUUUGUGAUGUCAGUGACUGUAGACAGUGAAACAUUUCAAGGAUCUGGACGCAACAAGAAACUGGCAAAGGCUCGGGCAGCACAAGCCGCACUGACCAAAAUCUUCAACCUUGAGUUCAGCCAUGCUCCUGGUACACUACCAGUUCCUCGGGACGGUGCUCUUCAAGUUCCCCAAAUCCUGGCAGAUGUUGUAUCCAAGCUGGUUCUGGACAAGUUCAGUGAGCUGACCGACGGCUUCACCAGCCAGUACGCCCGGCGGAAAGUCCUGGCUGGAUUUGUGAUGACUCAGGGUCCGGAGACAGACAAUGCUCAGGUGAUCUGUGUGACGACCGGCACCAAGUGCAUCAAUGGGGAAUACAUGAGCAGCCAGGGCCAGGCAGUCAAUGACUGUCACGCAGAGAUCAUGGCCAGGAGGUCCUUGUUGAGGUUCCUGUACUCCCAGCUAGAAAUGCAUCUUGGUUCUGACCCCAUAGCAGAGGGGUCCAUAUUCAUCAAGAAGGAAAAUGGAGGCUAUUGUUUGAAGGAGAACAUUCAGUUCCAUCUGUACAUAAGCACAGCUCCUUGUGGUGACUCCCGGAUAUUUUCACCCCAUGAGAAGGAGGCAGAGUUGGCUGACAGACACCCCAACAGGAAGGCUCGAGGGCAGCUGAGGACAAAGAUCGAGUCUGGGGAGGGGACGAUCCCAGUGAAGACAUCAGGGGCGAUACAAACGUGGGAUGGAGUACUGCAAGGGGAACGUCUCCUCACCAUGUCCUGUAGUGACAAGAUUGCCAGGUGGAACGUCCUUGGUAUUCAAGGGUCUCUCCUCAGUCACUUUGUGGAGCCUAUCUACAUCGACAGCAUCGUCCUGGGCAGCCUGUACCAUGGUGACCAUCUCUCCCGCGCUGUCUACGCACGCAUCAACAACAUCGAGAACAUUUACAUGCCUUUCAUGCUCAAUAGGCCUUUCCUCAGUGGCAUAUCCAACCCGGAAUCCCGGCAGCCAGGGAAGGCGCCCAACUUCAGUGUCAACUGGUGCCAUGGCGAUGAUGGCUUCGAGGUGAUCAACGCAACCACAGGGAAGACAGAACAAGGCCCAAUGUCUCGUGUGUGCAAGCAGUCGUUGUUUCAGCAUUUUGACAAACUCUUCGGCCAGGUUUCCUCGGUGACAAGUCAAACCAUCACAACACGUCCAAAGUUGUAUUCCGAGGCCAAGGCAGGUGUUAUGGACUAUCAACUGGCUAAGCAGCAGCUAUUCAAAGCAUUCCAGAAGAGUGGGCUCGGGAGCUGGGUGACAAAACCCAUUGAGCUUGACCAGUUUGAGCUUAUUUCAAGUUGAGUUGUCUCCCUUCAUUAACAUGAUUAUCUCCCUUCCUGGUGAGAUACAUACCACUGUUUAAGCUCAAACAUGCUGAUUGUACUGAAAGAAAUGAUUAGUUUUGAACUAAAUUUAGAGUUAUAUUUGAGACUUGAGAUGUGUUCAUGUAAUUGUGAGAGUAAAACUUAGUUUUCUUUCUUCUCUUUCUAACUACAUUGUCUGUAGAAAUAUCAGAUGCUUCUUUGUAAAAGAUAUGAACUGGAGAUCCACAUUGGAAAUGUGGCAGAGAAACUAUACCAGUGUAUAUGUGGAUAGUAUCAUGAAGGUUGAAAAGGGGUCUGUAGAAAGUAAAGACAAGAUAUGUACACUCAGGUUGUCACUUUUAAACCUAUUCAGGUUUUCCUUGGUAUUUUUUUAGAUAAUUGUUUUUUGCAGACAUUAUGCUUGCGUCAACUUCACACUGAACUUAAAUUGGGAUUUCCUGUUUUCAUUUCUUUUAAUUUUGAACUUUUCAACUUGUGAUUUUAUGCCACUGUCCAUGCAGUGAACGUUUUGUUUCAACACUGACUUGUUUCUUUUAUUCAACUGUGUUCUCAAACUUUUUAUCUUUUGUUUCAUCUGUUAAUUUGUUACUAAUGAUGUAUGAAUUCAAGAAUCAUGAUGAGAAAGGAAGGAAUUGUACAAAUACAUGUCAACAUGACCAUUCUGAACUCACAAUAUACUCUUUCACUAUUUGUGUGCUGAUGUUUCAAAACUUUUUAGAAACAGGACAUAUCAAAGAUUGGUGAAUCACUCCUAACCCAAAUAUUUUGUAAAUGAGAAGAGAAAAACAAUCAAAUGCUGUGCUGUCUCAAUAUCUUGGGCUUAUUUCUCGAUAAGUAACAUUAUAGGGCGGUGGGGUAGCCUAGUGGUUAAAGCGUUGGCUCGUCACGCCAAAGAACCGGGUUCGAAUCCCCACAUGGGUACAAUGUGUGAAGCCCAUUUCUGGUGUCCCUCGACGUGAUGUUGCUGGAAUAUUGCUAAAAGCGGCGUAACACCAACCUCAGUCAGUCAGUCAGUCAGUAACAUUCUAGGUCUGGUUAUUGCCAUGGGUUUAGAUAGUAAUAUGGCUAUGGGUGAAAGUAUAGGUACAGGAUAUUGCUACAGAUGGGAAGUUGGUGUUACCAGGGUUUUAUCCUGAAGGGAAACACUUAGCAUUUCAUCUGUAAUUAGUUUUCCUCAUGAUAAGUACAAAUUAAUACAUGACUUGUUUUAUGGACAACUUCUAUUUUUUCUUUAUGUGACAUUUCAGAGCUAAUUCUUGCUGCUUCACCUGAUGUAUUCAUGUCCAGUUCUAAAUGCCUUUCAAGAUCAGUACAGAUGUUUCCUUGUUUGUAAGUCCAGGUCUUGCAAGUAGUGUAUGGCUCCCUACAGCCCUAGUUCACUGUCACCUCGAAACACUGCAUCUAUGAUGCACUCUCCGACAUCCUGAAUCUUUGAUAUGUCCCAUGUGUCACGGAUGUCAACAUUUUUCUCAAGUUCAGAAACAAAUUAGUUGUAGAAAACUUAUCUGGAAAUUGUCACUUGUCAUGGAUUAUGGAAAUUGUCAAAUUUUAUAAAAAAAUCAAACUCACUUUUUGUCUUCUCUGCUGGUACAGGUCAUGAAUGCAUACAUUUUACUUGCAAAUCCUGACACUUUUCAGUGGAAUGGCAGAAGCCUGGCAGUGUGGGUCUAUUGGUUAGAGACUUGGCUGAACAGUCAGCAUUACCAUGUAAUUGCUCACACAGUUUACAUUUGUUUGUUUUUUUACAAGUUAGUGUGUUUACUUUGUGUAGUUUCUAGUACUGGGCAGAGAUCUGACAAGACAAGGUGGCUUCUUGUAGUAGUACUGAAGUCAAGUCGUCCCUGGUCUGGACUAAUGCAGGAACUUUGUGUUUAUAAGUAACAGACCAUAUCAUCACUGUUCCACAAUACGAACAUCCUCUUGCAGAGUUGCCUCCCUCAUCCCUACCUGGAUUCACUUAGGUUAACCAGAGUGGUAAGUGUCUGGGUGGGGCUUCCAUCUUGGAGUGAGGUACUGGUAAUAACCUUAACGAUGAUGCUAGACUAUUUAUAGCUCACUGAAGUACAGUUUCAGAUGGAGUUGCACCUAGUCAGGCGCCAUGGAAUAUCGGUAUUUGAUGAAACCAAAAUUUUCCCUUUUGAACUUCAGAGAGCUCAGUUCCUUUUCAGGGGAAAAAUAAUAAAUUGACAAAAUUUUAUAGUGUAAUAAAAGAAUUAAACUUACCAGUUUAACACAUUAACUUUGCUUGAUGUCAGUAACAAGGAAGAGGAGGCCUUAAAGGCUGAACUCUUUCUAACAUCACUUGUUCUUUUCUGAUGCAUGGCCGGAUUUCCACAUAGAGUUAAUGCAUCAAAAGAAGAUAUUUUGUAUACAAACAACUGUAGAGUUAAGUCACUUUAGUUACUGACAUUUUUAAACAGAAGCUGUUCAAUUAGCAAAUCAACAUUUUUAUAUACUUGUUUUUGAUGUCAUGUUGAAUUUUAACUCACUCACUCUUAUGUACCUGUGAAUAUUUCACUUUAUACUUCACUGGGAGCUGCGAGCGAGGUUUGCUUGUCAGAUGUUGCUAGGAUAUAUAUUUCACUAGGAUAUAUAUUUCACACGUGUAAAUUGUCCAUCAGAACUGUGUACAGGUUAUCAUCAUCCAGCUGUCUGACGCCAGAAGAUAGCCAAGUUGUUUGCGCCUUUGCCCAUGUUCAUUUACGUCUUCAGUUCAAGGCAGUUUGUUUCACUUACAUAAGUUUUUAUUGAAUUCUUAAUCAUGUGUGUACUUAAUGCGGAAAAACAAUAACAUUUGAAAAAUAUAUUCUGUAAUCAUGAAGACAUUUUUGUGUGUGUUCUCAGAGACUGGUCAUUUAUUACGGGAUGAAGAAGGGGACAUCUUUGAUCUACUAAUGUUUUGAAAGUAAUGCUUUCACAACCCUCCCUGAAAAGACAAAAUUAUUCAAUACCUCUUCAUAUUUUAUUAAAAAUGUCCAUUUUUUAUGACCCUUACCUUGAGAUUGUCAUAGCUCUUGAUGAUUGCCCCCACCCAGGAUAGAUGACCAGUCCCUAUAUUCAGGUACGAUGUCCGUUUUUUUUAACAUCAACUCAUAACAUACCUUCUCCUGUGGUGACCUCACUGAUAUCAUGUGACUAGAUCAUAACAUACCCUCAAAUAUUCCUGUUGAUCACCAACAUUUGUUAACUUGAAGCUUCAUAUGAAUAAACUCCUUGCAGUUCUA
This is a messenger RNA of Haliotis rubra (blacklip abalone), 5769 nucleotides long. Its product is annotated as double-stranded RNA-specific editase 1-like. The record is from RefSeq and is a predicted model, not a curated record. Gene Ontology annotation, cellular component: nucleolus; cytoplasm. Gene Ontology annotation, molecular function: tRNA-specific adenosine deaminase activity; double-stranded RNA binding; double-stranded RNA adenosine deaminase activity. Gene Ontology annotation, biological process: RNA processing; adenosine to inosine editing. NCBI's taxonomy places the organism in Eukaryota, Metazoa, Mollusca, Gastropoda, Lepetellida, Haliotidae.